Messenger RNA from Lytechinus variegatus (green sea urchin), 2463 nucleotides. Its product is annotated as integrin-linked protein kinase-like. The coding region runs from base 767 to 2113 and encodes 448 amino acids. Gene Ontology annotation, cellular component: focal adhesion; stress fiber. Lineage: Eukaryota; Metazoa; Echinodermata; Echinoidea; Temnopleuroida; Toxopneustidae. Gene Ontology annotation, biological process: cell-matrix adhesion; integrin-mediated signaling pathway; protein phosphorylation. The transcript has 11 exons. Gene Ontology annotation, molecular function: protein binding; protein kinase activity; ATP binding. The record is from RefSeq and is a predicted model, not a curated record.
UUAGGAAUGCAAGGAAUCUUGACCCCGUGGGCGUGAGGUCAUCCAUUAUCGGAGUCUCUUCAGAAAUGAGUGGAGGAGUGGCCCGUGAAUGUCGCUCCGAGCUCCGAUGCUACAGCAGCCGACUGACUGCAUCAAAGACGAUUUUACCUCGAGUGCGUGACCUUCCUGCAACUUGAUGUGUCAACUUUGGCGGGGGUCUAUACAGCAGUUGUGUGUAGCAUCAAAUUGAUUUGAUGAGAGGAUCAACAUUGCAUUAUUUGUAGACGACACUGACUCACUUAGACUCACUUCAACACAGAAACUGAAUAAUAAUUGUCAUUCCUUGAUUGAAAUCACAUUUAACUUUUCGGACUGGAUUUUCAAAUUUGUGGACCAAACGCUAUAUUGAAAGUAGGCCUAAUUGUCACUGGAUUUUCAUCCAUCAUCACUUGAAUGAUAAGUCAGUGAACUUUUCAUUUCCACUGUCAUCAUAUCUCAUGCAAUGAUGAGGAUUGUCAACAUGACUUUGUUGAGAAAAUAAUACAUUCUUCACUUCUUUCUUUUCAAAUUAUCUGCUUCUCAUCAAUAAUCUGCACACUGUCAUUGGUGCAGUGAAGCAAAACAUUAAUCAAUGAAUAGGAAUUGAUUAUGAUUCACUUGAAUUAAUAAAUACAUAGAUAUUCAAGUGACUAAUUGUACAGGAAUUUCAAACUUUGUUUGAACAGUCGAUGGACUUGCUUCAACAUCAAGAGGACUCAUACGAACGUUUAUCAGAGCUGAUACGGCAAUGGAUGAUAUUUUUUCACAAAUCCGUGAUGGGAAUGCAGUGCACGUCAGAGUUUGGUUGGACAAGGUUGAAAAUGAUCCAAACCAAGGAGAUGAUCAUGGAUUCAGUCCAAUGCAUUGGGCAUGUAAGGAGGGUCAUACCAACAUUGUUGAUAUGUUAAUAGGACGAGGUGCUAAGAUCAAUGCCACCAAUAUGGGUGAUGAUACCGCCCUUCAUUUAGCUGCUGCACAUGGUCAUAGGGACAUCGUUCUCAAGCUUAUUCAGCACAGAGCAGAUAUCAACGCUAUGAAUGAACAUGGAAACACACCUCUUCAUUAUGCUUGCUUUUGGAAUUAUGAACAAAUUUGUGUGGAUCUGAUCAAUAAUGGUGCUCUAGUUGCUCUUUCAAAUAAAGAUGAUGAUACACCAUUGGACAAGUCCAAGGAUGAAGUAGCAAGAAUGUUACAAGAAAAAGCAUCAGCCAUGGGCCAAGACUUGUCAAAAAUACAAUACAGGAAUAACUGGAGUGGUACAAAGACAAGAAGUCGUGAUGGAACCUUGUCAAGAUUUGCUGGCAUAGAUCUGAAACAUGUCAAGUUACAGAGCAAGAUCAACAGUAGUCCUACUGGGGAUAUGUGGAAGGGUAUAUGGCAAGGGACUGCUGUCAUGGCUAAGGUUCUCAAGGUCAGUAACGUGACAUCUCGUAUCUCAAGAGAGUUUGGUGAAGAGUUCCCACGGCUACGCAUCUUCUCACAUCCUAACAUACACCCAGUGUUGGGAUGUGUCAACCAGCCACCAAACCUUGUCGUGUUGAGUGAGACCCUACAGCAUGGAUCUCUCUUUCAUGUUCUACAUGAAGCAUCCGGUAUUGUUGUUGAUCAUGGUCAGAUGGUAAGCUUUGCAUUAGACAUUGCGAGAGGUAUGUCUUUCUUACAUGCUAUGGAUCCCCUCAUCCCAAGGUAUUAUCUCAACAGUAAAAACAUCAUGAUUGAUGAGGAGCUGACAGCUAAGAUCAACAUGGGUGAUACAAGGUUUUCCUUUCAGAACAGAGCUAAACUCUUCAAUCCUGCCUGGAUGGCACCAGAAGCCUUACAGAGGAGCCCAGAAGAUAUGAACUCUCGUUCUGCUGAUAUGUGGAGCUUUGCUAUCUUGAUUUGGGAGCUUGUUACUAGGGAAGUACCAUUCGCUGGUAUGUCAUCUAUGGAAGUAGGCAUGAAGAUUGUUGGAGAAGGUCUAAGGAUUGAGAUCCCUCCAGGGACGUCACCUCACAUGAGCAAACUCGUCAAGAUCUGUAUGAACGAAGACUCUACCAAACGACCUAGGUUUGACAUGAUCAUGCCCAUCUUGGAAAGGAUGCGUCCUGUGUAGGAUCAUGGCCAUACUGGCGCCCAAGGCCCACCCCCUGCCCUACUACUUGCCGGGUUCUGGUGAUUGAUUGCUGCUCGACGCCACCCCUUUCCACCAAGCAAGCUGCUCCUAAGGGGUGAUGAUGAUAAAGGGUGCCACUCCCUUUCUGUAAAGGUAUAUCGUUAGAUAAGGUUCAGGAUGAUUAGAUUUACUUCAGUAAACCCCUUCUUAAUGGGACGCUCUUACCUAGGGUUUAGACAGCCAGAUAGAUUAACUAAAUCCAGGUAUAUAGCGGGUGUUGCAAGAAAAUAUUUGCAAUCAAUUGCAAAUAUCGGGUGCAAAUUUACAAGUGACAGAUCAAUUUAAAAACA